Molecule: messenger RNA, 2146 nt
Organism: Hyposmocoma kahamanoa
Lineage: Eukaryota; Metazoa; Arthropoda; Insecta; Lepidoptera; Cosmopterigidae
Product: pancreatic triacylglycerol lipase-like
Exons: 7
Coding region: 145-1203 (352 amino acids)
Molecular function (GO): lipase activity
Source: RefSeq, a predicted model, not a curated record
AUCUAACGCAUUGGGUAAAUUACAUUUAUUGUUUUACAAUUGCAAAUUUUCAUCCUUUGAAUAGAAAAGUGUUUUGGUGACAGAUCACAUUUCUCGAAAGAUUUUGCAGAACAGGGGGUCAUCUCUUCAGAUUCUUCUUCAAGAAUGUUUAGAAUUCUUUUAACAUUCUCAGCUGCCAUAGCAGUAUCCCACGGCGGCUCAAUAAUAAGUCGUCUGCAGUACUCCGUCUUCAGUUCAUAUACACUCUAUACAAAUGAGAAACCAAAUAUUGGACAAAAUAUACAAUUGACUGAGGAUUCCGUCGUCGCUCUCAACAUUACGAAUUCAACUAACUGUGCGAUAAUAGUGCAUGGCAUCAACGAUAGAGGAUUAGGUGUAAUGAGUACAGUCGUACGAGAUGCUCUUCUUACAAGUGGGACAGUCAAUGUUAUUAUUGUGGACUGGGCAGAAGGAGCUGCUGAGGAAUGGGCAACACAUUCUUUAGAGCCAGUCUCAAAUGACGCAGUUGAAUUAAUCAGACUGUUGACAGUUAACAACAGAACAAAUCCAGCGAAACUUCAUCUUAUCGGAUUUGAUUUGGGAGCCCAUAUAGUUGGUCUCAUUGGCAGAACAUCAACUUACACCAUAGCCAGAAUUACAGGUCUUAAUCCGGCCAAAUCUUUAGAAGGGUAUUCAAACGCCUUGAGAAGAGGCGAUGCCAAUUACGUUGAAGUUAUACAUACGGAAACAACCACACACGGUUUUUUUUAUAGUGUGGGUCAUGUUGAUUUUUACCCUCAUGGUGGCAAGGAUCAACCCGGCUGUGAAGACGAUAUCAUGUGUAGCCAUAACCGUGCCUGGGAAUUAUUCGCAGCUUCUUUGACUCACGGUCGUGUUGUUGGCAAUAAAUGUCCAGGUCAACGUGCAGCCACCUCUGAUAAACCUUGUACUGGAUUUACUCUGGCUUUGGGUACAAACGAUUUGGUUAAAUACGGAUCGGGUGUAUACCGACUCGAAACAAAUCCAGUGUACCCUUAUCGCUGCUUAGUCAAGUGUGGACUGGUCGACAGUAUUAUAAAAGCAAUCGAAAACAUAUCUAGUGAAGAUGAUUCUGUAACAGACACUACUGUUACAACUGAGGAUUAUACGACAGAGGAUUAUACUACUGAAGAUUAUACGACUGAGGAUUAUACGACUGAGGAUUAUACGUCAACACGUCAAUGAAACAUGGGAGUUAGCAGUUGACUGGUUUAUUAUAAAAAGUGCAAAUUACCCUCCACCGUACAAUUAUAAAAGCCGAUGGUUGUUCCAUCUUCUCCCCAUCUAAAUCUAAAGUACUUUCGUAAGUCUAGCAAACAUAAAAUACAUACAUUUCGAUGCUUCUAAAAACCUGUCUCUUAAUAAUCUAUAGGUAUAUAAUUACAAUACUGCCGCCUAGAUAGGCACAAACUACACAUUUUGGAUGGAUCGAGCUUGUGCUCGCCUGACUCGGUUUAGUGCGCGUAGUUCAUGCGCAGACGCACCCGAUGCCGUCGGCGGUGGCGAGUGAGGACCGCGUGCGGACGACUCAUGAUUACUUUCGACUUCAUUUCCGACUGCGUCCGCACCCGGCGCGUCCCGCUCGUUUCCCCCGACCGAAUCAUCGGAUGCGUCUUCGAACGCAUUCUUCUCAGCAUCCUUGCCCAAUUCCGACUCAGAGGGGGAUGAAUUGACGUUUUUAACAUUUGGUACGAUACUGGCACAGGUUAAGGAAUACCGAUUUUUGUUUGUCACUUUGGUCCGCGUGCCUUCGCCACUGAACUCCAUUGCCCAUAUCAAUUUUAAAGGAAACUGAGCCAGUCUUUUUCACCAUCAUACCCUCGGCCCAUUUAUCCCCCUUUACCGAAUAAUCCCGGGCCAGUACCGUGUCCUCGACGUCAAUGUGGCGCGGCGCUCCGCCAGCGGUGCGCACUUGCCGUUCUUGUGCCGCGCGUGCCGCCGCCGCCACGUCGGGCCGCAUCGCGUCGAGCCGCCCGCGCAAUCGCCUGCCUUCCAGCGCUACUGCCGGUUGUUGCAUGUUCACAAUUCCUAUAUUGAAAUAGAAACCGAUUUAAAGCAUUAAAAUAAAUAAAAUUAAAAUUGUUUAUUCAGUAACAUAAUGUACAGAGAAAACUAAAGACUACUUAUG